Molecule: messenger RNA, 2689 nt
Organism: Ceutorhynchus assimilis (cabbage seed weevil)
Lineage: Eukaryota; Metazoa; Arthropoda; Insecta; Coleoptera; Curculionidae
Source: the annotation of a GenBank genome assembly
AAAAUCAGUUAGAUCAGCUGAUUCCACAAUCACCUCCUCCCUACUCCCAUUCCCAUUACGUCACAACAGAGUGCCGUGCGAAUGCAAGAUUGCGAGUGUCAAAUGCAGAAUCAAAAAAAUCAGCAGCCUUCGAAAUCAAUCUAAUCGGUGCUCAAAAAGUUAAAAUUUUUAUCAAAAUCUCAAGAGUUCCAUGUAAACAUGUUAUCAAUUUGUAAACAGACUCUCUCCCAGUCUUUUCAAAGAACUGCUGUUCGAUGCUUAGGCUCAGUGGUACCUGAAGUCAAAGUCGAAGACUUUGGUGUGCAAAAUGAACCUGUCCUGGAGUACCUCAAAGGAUCUCCUGAAAGAGCUGAAUUGGAAAAAGCCCUGCAAGAAACCGCAAGCAAGACCGAGGAUGUACCGAUUGUGAUUGGAGACAAGGAGUUUAAGAACAAUGAUGUUAGAUAUCAGGUUAUGCCCCACAAUCAUAAAAAGAAAAUUGCCAAAUUCUACUAUGCCGACGCCAAAUUAAUUAAUAAAGCAAUUGAAGUAGCUUGCGAAGCUCAAAAGAAAUGGGACAAAACUCCUAUUGCAGAGAGGUUUAGAAUCUGGGAUAAGGCUGCAGAUUUAAUGGCUGGAAAAUACAGAUCCAAAUUGAAUGCUGCUACAAUGCUGGGACAGGCGAAGACAGUGGUACAAGCUGAAAUCGACUCUGCUGCUGAACUUAUUGAUUUCUUUCGAUUAAAUGCCUAUUUUGUCAAAGAAGCCACCAAAUAUCAACCCAUUUCGGAAAACCCAAAAGUUACCAAAAACUCAAUGAGAUAUAGAGGCAUUGAUGGUUUUAUUGCUGCCGUUUCUCCAUUCAACUUCACUGCCAUUGGUGGAAAUUUGGCCUAUACUCCAGCAUUAAUGGGUAAUGCUGUCCUAUGGAAACCCAGUGACACCGCUUUACUGUCCAAUUGGGUAAACUUCAAAAUAUGCUUGGAAGCUGGAGUACCGCCAGGUGUAGUUAAUUUCGUACCUUCCGAUGGACCUGUAUUUGGUGACACUAUUACUGCGUCACCGCAUUUAGCUGGAAUUAAUUUCACUGGAAGUGUACCUACGUUUACACGUCUCUGGAAGCAAGUAGGUCAAAAUAUUGGCAUCUACAAAAACUUCCCGAGAUUAAUUGGCGAAUGUGGUGGUAAAAAUUAUCACUUUGUCCACCCUAGUGCUGAUGUAGAUACAGUUGUCAAUGGUACUAUCAGAAGCUCUUUCGAGUUUUGCGGGCAAAAAUGUAGCGCUUGCAGUAGGAUGUAUGUUCCCGAGUCUUUGUGGCCUAAGAUCAAAGGCAAGUUACUGGCAAAACGCAAUGAAUUGAAAAUUGGAGACCCAACUGACUACAACAGUUUCACAUCAGCUGUGAUAGACGAUAAAGCAUUUAAACGAAUUACCGGCUAUAUUGAACAUGCCAAGAAGUCUCCCAAUUUGGAAAUUAUUGGUGGAGGCAAAUACGACGACAGCACUGGAUACUUUAUUGAGCCUACCAUUGUCCAGUCCAAAGACCCCAAAGAUAAGAUCAUGACCGAGGAAAUCUUUGGCCCUGUUUUGUCUAUCUACGUUUACCCAGAUGGUCAAUUAGCUGAAACAGUAGAUUUGAUAGGUACUUCAACUUCGUUCGCAUUGACUGGAGCUGUUUUUGCCAAAGACGAAGCAUUCCUUAAGUCUGCUCUAGAACAACUGAAAAUGACAGCCGGUAAUUUCUACGUUAACGACAAGUCAACAGGCAGCGUUGUAGGUCAACAACCAUUUGGUGGUGCAAGAUUAUCAGGCACAAACGACAAAGCUGGUGGCCCACAUUACGCUCUCAGAUGGGGUAAUCCGCAAGCUAUCAAGGAAACCUUCGUACCACUAACAGAAGUGGAGUAUCCCUACAUGAAACAAUAAGAAUUCUGGCAUGAAAGAAAAUAUAUCAAAAAAAUCCCUAAUGUUUUUAGUAGGUAAUUUUUCUUGUUUUUAUUAUAAAUAAUAAGUUUUUGUGAUAGAUAAUUUUACUUUACAUUCAUGUUGCAAAAGAAACUAGUAAAACGGAGAAUUCAAUAAUUUACUGCCAAUCUAGAUGUUUCACAGUGUAACAGUAUCAACCAUAAAAAAUGUCACAAAAAUUAAACAUGUGAUAGCCACUUAAGAUUAUUAUGUUUUUUCACAGUAUUUUGACAGCCUACUAAAAAUAUCUAAUGUUAAAUCACUACAUACUUAUUUUCAUUUCAUUCAAAAUAAUUUUCAGAUAAUAAUGAACAAAAAUGUUGACAGAUUGUCCAGCAAUAAAAUAAAACUUAUUAAUGGCAGUAUUUUCCUAGAAAAAAAAGCAUGAACUUAAGUCACUUGUUUAGAUUGAACUAGUUGUUGAAAAAUUGUAAUAUCGAAAUCAUCUAUUAGAAUAAAUAAUGACAAUAUUAAUGUUAAAUUAUAAGUAAAAAGAAAUGUGAAAUUGCAAUUUUAAUGUCCAAUUGGUUAAACAAAAAUCACUAAGUAUAUCUCUGUCCGGUGAAGUUGCUUUAAAAAAAUUUAUUGUAAAAAAUCCUAAUAAUUGAUUCGACUUUAAAAUGAAUUUUAAGCUUACUGAUUUGUAUGUAUAUUUAUUUUGCUCUUUGUAAGUAUAUCUUGUCAAUUUAAUAAUUUAAGUAUUAUUGUAAAAUCUGAAGUAGCAAUAAAAUUGCUUUGUUGUUAA